Molecule: messenger RNA, 2804 nt
Organism: Argiope bruennichi
Lineage: Eukaryota; Metazoa; Arthropoda; Arachnida; Araneae; Araneidae
Gene: mst
Product: protein misato homolog 1-like
Exons: 13
Coding region: 225-1853 (542 amino acids)
Biological process (GO): mitochondrion distribution
Cellular component (GO): cytoplasm
Source: RefSeq, a predicted model, not a curated record
UGACAUGAUUAUAAUACUAGUUUUUCGCAAACAAUCAAAAGUCAAAACAACUGUGAGUUAUGCGCGUUAUUAGAAGUUGUGAAAACUGUAGAUAAGAAUUCAAGAAAAUUCUUCUAAUAUUUCCAUGCAGCAAUUUUUUAAUGAUAAGCACAAUUUUGUAUUAAUUUCUUUCUUUUUUUGGAUAAAAUUAACAUAACGCGCUGCAUUGAAGGCUUAAGAGAAAAAUGUCGUCUGCUCAUGAAAUAGUGACUAUUCAAGCAGGGAAUUUUGCAAAUUUUAUUGGAACUCAUUGGUGGAAUAUUCAAGAAUCUUCUUUUUGUUAUACGCCUGAUAGCUCAAUUCCAUUAGAUAUUAACCAUGAUGUGAUGUUUAGAGAAGGUUUGAAUCUUCGUGGUGAAGUUACAUAUACACCUCGCUUAAUUCUUGUUGAUUUACAAGAUAAUCUUACAAGUAUAAGAAAAGAAUGUCCUUUGUACAGAUCUCCUACAGAAGAUGAUAGUAAACCUCUAUGGGAUGGGCAAGUUGAAGUUAUUAAAGAUGAAGCUGUUAAGAAGAAUCCUUUUCUUGAUGAAUUUGAAAAAUUGAGUAAUCCAUCAGCAAACAAUGCUGAUGAAACAGAAAAAAAAGAAAAGAAAAUUUCUAAUGUUUCAUAUGAUUUUAAUUCGCCUACAACUAUAUGGUGUGACUUCUUGAAAACAAAUCUACAUCCAAGAAGUUUUUGUUUGUUUCAGGAAAUUAGUUCCUCUAUAGAAAAGACACCUUUUAAUUUAUAUAGCAAUGGAGAAGAUUUAUAUGAAAGAAGUGGAAAAGAAAUGAUUGAAGAUGGUAUAAGGAGAAUGACUGAAGAAUGUGAUUUUCUACAGGGUUUCCAUUUACUUUUUGAUGCUCAUAAUGGCUUUUCUGGAAUAAGUAACAAUAUCCUUCAGUAUCUUGAGGAUGAAUAUAAGCGUAUACCUUCAUUAUGUUUUCCAGUUUUCCAAGAAAAGGGAAACAUGCCUAUACAAGAUAUUAAAGACCAGAUGAAUCGUUUGUAUGCUGUGUUAAAUUCCAUGAGCAACUUGAAUAGAAAUUGUUCUUUAUUUUCACCAUUAUCCUUAUCUGAUGAUAUUGUGACACAAUCUGAGCCAUACAAAAAUUUCCCUUUCAUUGAUUACAAUCCAAAUCUUCUGUAUCAAACCAGUGCAAUUUAUGCAACUGCUAUUGAGACUCUUACUUCUCCUUUUCGUUUGAAAGCUAUGAAAUUUACUAUGAGUGAUAUAACAUCUUCUAUGUCAACUUAUGGUCGAAAGUUGGUGUGCUCAAGUACAUGUUUGCCAUUCCCCUUAAGUCAUGAUGCAUAUCUUAGUUCAAUGGUUGAAAAAGAUGUACCUGAAUAUUACAUGACUUCUCUCACUCCAUUUUAUAAACCUGAUUCAGAAAGAACACUUUUCCAGUCAUCUGUGUUGAGAGGUGUUCCAAGGAAUCGAUUUCAAAAACCUGGAAAGUCACUUUUUCGAUCUUCUGAAUAUGAAGAAAUAUUUGGAGAAUAUUUAAACAAAUAUUCACCUAGUAGUGCUACAACAGCAACUGUUUUCACUGAAAAAGUCAGCAUAGAUGUUCCUUUCCCCAAAAUUUUUAAAUCUGCAGUUAGUGAUUGUGACUUGAAUAAAGAAGGUGGUAGCAAAGUGCCAAUGGCUGCAUCUUUUUGUAAUUCAGAUAGUUCUGGAGAUUUUAUUGAAAACAUCCUGUCUCAAGCAACUAAGUUAUCUUUUAAGGAAUAUGUGAAAUGUACUGAAGCAACUUAUGAAAAAGACAACUACAUAGAAAUCAUUGAAAAUUUAAGAGGGCUUCAAGACAAUUAUCUUAAUUACUAAUCCAGUGUUUAGUAAAUAUACACUAAAUUAAAUUACAGCAUUCCUUCAUCUAAACUGCUAUAAAUACUUCAUUUUAAAGAUCAUCUAUGAAUUUUUAUUCAUACAUAAAUGUGAUUUAUGUAUGAUUCAAUAUAAUUUGACUCUUUUGUGUUUCAUUGUCUCUUUUUAUACCUGUUAUUCAUUUUUUUUUUUUUCCUUCUUAUUUAUUCAGAUAUGAAACAUGAUUUUUUAACACUUUGAUUCAAUCAAAAUUGUGCUAUGACGUAUAAUUAAGAUUUCAUAUAAUAACUCAUUAAUUUUAAAAUAAUUAAAUUUUAAAUCAAUGGAAGUGAGUAAUUACAAAUAGUAUAUAAUAUUUUUAAGCAAAAUAUGACAUUUUUUAAUUAACAAUUGCACACCCAUUAUAUUUCUCUUUUUCAUAGUUUGAAAAUGUGAAAUCCUCUGAAUAAUGCUCUGAGUUUACUCUGUUUACUUAACUAAUAUGUAUCAAACCUAAAAUGCUCUUUCAACUUACUUCCCUUUUGAAAUUUUAAAAAUUCAAAAUGCUCUGUCACUUUAAUUUUUUCCUCUCAGUUUCUGCCUUCCUAUUUGAACUAGGCCUGUAUUUGUCAUGGUUCUCACUAAGAACUUUUAAAUGCAGCCUAAAAAUGAAUUCAUAAAGAAAGAAAGAUUCACCAGAAAGAAAGAAAGAUUUUUCAAAAUUUAAGCAGGAUACCAUUCUUGCCAUGAAGACUUCAGUGAAAUUCAACUCAUCCAUCACCCCUGGCCUUUGUUUGUUUGAAAUUGUCACAAAAUAUAUUUAUUUUGCAUGAUGAUAUUUUCAAUUUAUUUUCAAGAAAAAUUCAAAGUGUACUUAAAAAUAAAAAAAUUCCGAAAUGCUAUAUUGAGCUUUGUAUCUUGCUUAUUUACAAAACUUCAUGAUGCUUCAAUAAAUAUUUUGCUACCAUUUUA